Sordaria macrospora k-hell is the source of this 681-nucleotide messenger RNA. RefSeq lists its product as uncharacterized. Lineage: Eukaryota; Fungi; Ascomycota; Sordariomycetes; Sordariales; Sordariaceae. The record is from RefSeq and is a predicted model, not a curated record. Gene Ontology annotation, biological process: sphingolipid metabolic process; intracellular sterol transport; regulation of plasma membrane sterol distribution. Gene Ontology annotation, cellular component: Golgi apparatus; cortical endoplasmic reticulum.
AUGCCGAUUUGCAUCGAAUGCAGACAUCCUGUGAAGACGUUAUGGAGGGAGGGCGCAGGUGACAAGUCGACCGGACACAACAUCCGGUUGACGGUGUGCAAGAACUGCGGCCGCUUCUGUGACAAAUAUGUCGAGCACGACUUUGUCGUUCUGUUUAUCGAUCUGGUCUUGAUCAAGCCGCAGGUCUACAGACAUUUACUUCACAACACAUUGAUGAAAGACGAGGAUGAAUUCGCACCUUCCAUCAUCCGCCUCGGAGUCCUCCUCCUUCUCUUCGAUGUCUACCUUACAUGGGCACGCAUCGAGAAGCAAUCGGUUCCAGCUGCCAGCUGUGUAGAUGACAGCGGAAACGUCAGCAACUUUGGUCGUCUGGCGCAACAACCCAUUGUGCUACAGUAUAUGUUCUUCCUCCUCCUCUGCACCCUCUCCACCCUCGCCUUCCACGGUUCCAUCCGCUUCCUCACCUCUAGCCGUUACUCUCCUCUCCACCUCCUCGGCAUUCUCCCGCAGUUCAGUCGGCCCAACUCUGUCUCAACCGCCCUUCUCGUCUCGUCUUCUACCAAGUUGUUCCCCCAUCCUUAUGGUGAUAUGGGAAUACGAUGUCCCCGCCGCGGCGCGUUCGCUGGGCUGGGCGGUGGUGGCCAACAAUGUCGAGGCGCUCAAGAUCCUGCUGGACUGUAA